GAAGCAGAAGUUUGGGAAAGUGGGCAUAGAUGCAUAGAUAGCGUGGGCAGGCAGAUUCCUUUCCCGGGUUUGAAAUAUCGGAUACUAAAGGAGAUGUGCAGUGAGAGCCGGGAGCACGGAUCGCUCCGUUACUGUCGCUGGUGGAAACGAAAUCACUGGCGGCGUUUGAUGGACAUUCGGACAGACUGCAGAAUCGAAAAGGAAUGGAGUGAUAUGAAUAGUGUCCGAGUGCAAGGUGUGAUUUCGUUUGCUUUUGAUACCUGUGCCACGUGACAGUCACCUGUCCUCUUUGCCCUUUCCAGGUCUCUAUCCUGUCGCCCCUCGACCUCAUUGGCCACAGGGAAGUGAAGACCCACCAAUGAAAUCUCUUUCCGUCACUGGGGUCCUCCAAUCCUGAUGAACUUGCUUUGCGUUGUCGGCAGCGCCACCAUAUUCCACCAAUAGAUUGGCGAUUAAUACACCGCAUAGUGCUCCGAAAGCUGUUUUAAUGUUGCAACAGAAUUAUUUUUUUCAAUGCCUCACCCUAUGAAGUAAAUCAUUCCAUGCGCCUCCAUGUCACGUAAAUAGCUGCGUUCCAAACAACCGUGUGGACGACGUCCAGGCUUCUGCCUUUGAUCAGCAUUUCUCACACCCGAUGUUGGCACUAACUUCUGCAGCUGGCACGGGAAACCAGGACGGCAGCAUUUUUGCUUGAUGACGGCUAAAUUUUAAUUGCAUUUCCUCCUCCUCUGUGAUUUAGCUGCUCUGCAGAACAGAAGGUCAGCACAGAGGGAAAGCGGCAGCACCAGGGAUCUGCGACCGGGGGUAAACCUCACGAAGAAGGGACAGUGCUGAGGGCGUCCUGCACUGUCGGGUGGCCGGAACUGAGAGAGUUUCAUUCUGUUGGACGGGCAGUUGACCGCCGCGGUGACUGCUGCGGGUUGCGUCAAUGGGUCGCUUGGGCAAGAAGAUUCAGCUGUCCUGUACCUGUGUCACUGGGGUGAUAGAGUGCCUUGGCUUCGCGGGCAUGUUAUUCGGCUGGCCCUCGCUCGUCAUUGUACUGAAAAAGGAGGAGUACUUCGCUGAUCUCUGCCCCCCGCAGAACACAUCCAACCACUCUGGGCUGAGGAAUGUAAGCUGUGUACCACAGGACGAACGCUUCACCCUCAUCUUCACCAUCAGCGACUUUCUUACGAAUUUCCUCAUCUUCGCCAGCGGUUUGCUGCUGGAUCGCUACGGCAUUAUGCUGACUCGCCUCCUGGCCAUAUUGCUGUUCACUACCGGCACCCUGUUGAUCGCGUUUUCCACUGCGGCGUCGGCGCUGCUGCUGUUUCCCGCGCUCAUACUCAUUGGAGUGGGAGGAGUCUUCCUACUGACAACAAACCUAAAGGCUGGAAUCUUGUUCGGGAGGAAGAGCUCCACCGUUAUCGCUCUGCAUACGGGAGCCUUUGGUUCAGCUCCGAUCGUGUUCCUAGUGGUCAAGGUGGUCUAUGAAGCUGGUUUCUCCCUGAAGGCCAUCUUCCUGUUUAUCAGCUGCCUCAGCGUCCUGCUCGUCCUGCGCACCGUAUUCCUCCUUCCCUGGGGACACAUCCCCUACCCACUGCCGGAGGGCUUCACCUACGGAGUGAAUUGCGAGAAGUUACGGUUGACCGCGUUCAAGUCAGAUUCUGCCAACCAGCUGAACGUCCUGCAGGGAGCAGACGAGAUGAGAGCAGACGGCAACGAACGGAAGGCGCAAGGCAGCGAGGGAUGGACGAACAGGAAGCAGGAAGUGGAACAGGAAAGGACCGAGCGACUCACGGGAGAGGCAGCGGGAGAGCACGGGGUGGAGGGAGAGACGGAAGAUGAAAAUAGCAGACACUCUGGAGAGGGAGGAGCGGAAACAGAAGGUAGGAACGAAGCGGCGUUGGUGUCCGAAGGUAUCGCGGAAGAUAGAAAUCAGUUGCCGGCUAAUCGAGCGAAUAUGCAACCAGCUGAGAUAGCAGGUUCGGGAGUCAGAGAGGAAAACGAUGCCUCCUUUCGGAACUCUGUCUUCUCCUGGUUGUUCCUGACCGCUCUGUUCUGGUCCACGCUUAGUCAGCUACGCCUGGUCUUUUUUAUAGGGACAUUGAACCCGCUGCUCGGCCUGCUGACGGAUGGCGACGCCACGCAAGUCAGCAGGUUGACCGCCGCCUUCGCCUUCACCCAGCUCCUCAAUAUUGUUUGCGCUUCCUGGAACGGGUUAAUCCUCGAUCGACACAAGUGGAGAGGCGGGCGUUCGAAGUGGGAGUCAGGCUCGGUCGCCUUCCGGAGACUGGCGGACAUGCAGUCGGCGGUGCUCUCCUUCGCCAUUACCGUCACCCUCUUCGUGCUCUUUUCCAUCUCCGCCGCUAUCCCCGUGCCGGAGGUGCAAUACCUGACAUUUGUCCUGUUCAUGCUGGCAGGAUCGUUCCUGUACGGUGGUAUCUCGGCUUUCCUCGUCAUGACGUUCCCUCCGCGCCACUUUGGGAAACUCUUCGGGAUAACAAGCAUCGUGGGUGCCCUGGUCAACCUGCUCCAGUAUCCUCUCUUCCUUCUCGUCAACGGCCCCUUGGAGGACAACCCACUGUACCUGAACAUCGCAUUCAUCGCCCUGGUCGCCCUGACUUACGCCCAUCCAGUCAACGUCUACCUCUACUGCCGACGGGAGAGCCGGCGGAGGGCACAGUGAAGCCCUCACCACUCCCCAAAGCCGACCCGUAAGAUCAACACCGCGGUCAGCUUUGUGUGUCACGUUGAAAAAUACAUUUCCAGGGCGUUACUAAUCCACUAAUAGUCAUAGUUAUAGUCAUAGUCAUACUUUAUUGAUCCCGGGGGAAAUUGGUUUUCGUUGCAGAUGCGCCAUAAAUAAUAAAUAGUAAUAGAACCAUAAAUAGUUAAAUAGUAAUAUGUAAAUUAUGCCAGUAAAUUAUGAAAUAAGUCCAGGACCAGCCUAUCGGCUCAGUGUGUCUGACACUCCAAGGGAGGAGUUGCAAAGUUUGCCGGCCACAGGCAGAAAUGACUUCCUAUGUGUUGCAUCUCGGUGGAAUGAGUCUCUGGCUGAAUGUACUCCUGUGCCCACCCUAUACAUUAUGUAGUGGAUGGGAGACAUUGUCCAAGAUGGCAUGCAACUUGGACAGCAUCCUCUUUUCAGAAACCGCCGUCAGAGAGUCCAGUUCCAUCCCCACAACAUCACUGGCCUUACGAAUGAGUUUGUUAAUUCUGUUGGUGUCUGCUACCCUCGGUAAAUCGGAGGAGGAGGUAUUAUAAUGGUAUUAGGCUGGAACUUGGGAGCAUAAAUCCGGAACAAAUGUGCUUGGGGAAAUGCAGAACAGAAAUGUAAAGAUUGUCUAGCAAGCAAUUGCACGGGGUUUCCAGUUAAGAGUGUCCCAGUACAGCCGAGAAAAGAAUACAGGGUGAAUCACGGUCAGCAGGAGACAUUGAGGAGGAAGAAAGAAGACUACUUAAGGUUCGAAAGCAAGGAUGAGACAGGGCUCGGGAAGAAUCUGAUGUAUGCUCUUCGGCGCCAUUAAUUCACUGUCACCUUGCAAUUCCCACAUAUUCUAACGCUGCCAUCACUUUUGAGUGCUGGCAAAGGAGGGGAUUGCCAUUGUGAAAAUGGUAACUGGUUCAAUCAUCUCGUUCCUGAGCCCCGCCUCAAUUUUGGGGCGAAGGACGUGCCUUGAAGAGCUUUGGUGUGGCUGAGAACAAGUCAAGCCAGGCAAAUCGACAAUGCGCUGGUCAAAAUGGCCCCUGAGCUCAGCUUCAUCAGAAAUGCUGGAAAGAUUUGAGUAAGCUUUCAUCUGAUACUCACCUAGGGCAGGCACCUGUUCUGGUCAGUGGCGCCCAGGUAAAUUCACUCCUUCUCGCUUAGUGUUUUGCUCUGGUAGUUGGCGCAAUUGGUUUUCGAGCUUCCCUUCGGCAAGUCUGGCAACAUGAAACGAUUCGGUAUCCUACGCCAGUGGAAUAGCCCCUGGGCUUUGCCCCUCCAUAUGGUCGCUAGGUCUGAUGGCAGUCGCCGCACAUGUGGGAAUUACCGAGGCCUUAGAGAGGUCACCACCCUCGAUCGUUACCCGGUCCCACACAUCCGAGACAUUGCGGCACGUUUAUCCGGGAAGUUAUUCUUUUUUCCAAGACCGAUUGACUGAAGGGUCACCAUCAGGUGCCUGUGUGAUCGGAGGACAUUCCCAAAACGGCUGUAAUAACGGCUCCGUUUGGCCUUUUUCAGUUUCUUGUCAUGCCAGUUGGACUGAAAAACGCUGCACCGACUUCGCAACGGCAGAUGGACUCUGUAUUAAGUGAAUUAGAUUUUCUUUUUGUUCAGAUGGAUGACAGACCUGUCGCCAGCACAUCCAAGUCCGACCAUGUAUCCCAUCUCCGCACACUUCUACACAGCUUAACCUAACACAGACUGAUAUUAACCCUAUUAAAUGUCAGCUUGUUUGUCAACUAUUGACUUUCUCAGCCUUUGCAUCUCGGCAGAAGGUGCGAAACCCUUCCCAUCAAAAGUAACGGCUGUUAUAGAUCACACCCCACCCCCUCACCACCACCACCACUAUAAAAAACAAGGGAAUUUUUAGGUAUGAUAAAUUUCCAUCGCUGCUUCAUCCGUGAGUUGCUGAUCUGAUGCUCCCCCGGGUACAGUGCCCUUAAAGACAAUUCCCCAUGACUGGUCAGCCGAUCAGGCCAAGGUGUUUGAUGAUAUUACCAAGAGCUCUUUCUAAUUAGAUUAGAUUAUUAGAUUAUGGGGACACUCAGCCCUCGUUCAUUGUCAUUUAGAAAUGCAUGCAUUAAAAAUGAUACAAUGUUCCUUCAGAAAGAUAUCACAAAAACACAGGACAGACCAAGACUAAAACUGACAAAAACCACACAAUUAUAACAUAUAGUUACAACAGUGCAAGCAAUACCAUAAUUUGAUAAGAGCGGACCAUGAGGAAGGUUAAAAAAAAGCCUCUCAAAGUCCCGAUAGCCUCAAAAUCUCACGCAGACGGUAGGAGGGAAAAACUCUCCCUGCCACGAGCUUCCAGCGCCGCAAACUUGUCGAUGCAGCAUCCUGGAAGCACCCGACCACAGUCCGACUCUGAGUCCGUCCGAAAACUUCGAGCCUCCGACCAGCCCUCCGACACAGGGCACCAAGCGCCAUCUCUGCCGAGCGGUUCGACCCCGCCCCCGGCCGCCAAGCAACAGGCAACGCCAAGGAUUCGGGGCCGUCCCCUCCGGAGAUUUCGGAUCACACGGUAGCAGCGGCAGCGAAACAGGCAUUUCAGAAGUUUCACCAGAUGUUCCUCCGUGAUCUCACGUCUGUCUCCAUCAAAUCAGGAUUGUGCACGGCCUCCUACUUGACAGAUAACAGACUUUCAUCACCGGAGAGGGCGGGCGCGCUGCGUCGCGCCUCCAGCUUCUGCUCCUCCUUCCGACUGGCGCACUCGCUCCCCAAAGCACCCAUAGCCAUCACUACUAACGCCCCAGAAUAUGCUGCGGGUGCUGUCUAAAAGCUUAUCCAACAACAGUCACGGGGCCUGCGGUCAGCCGACGUUAAGUUCGGUCUCUCUCCUGUGAGAUGUCUCAGCGCCCCCACCCUGCCCGCAGACUGAAGACAGACUGUUUUCGAUCUCCAUAUGGUCUGUCGCAUUCGGGCGUGAAGGCCUCACAGUAAUUGGUUCAUCUGAAGUUUCUUUGGUGCAGCCUCAGGAAGCGCAUGCGUGAUCGCACUGCGUACGGCGUGGAGUGCCAACGAGCGAAAAUUAACCGUCACGUUCGGGCGCCAUUGGCGCCUUUUGAGCUACAGUUUGACCAUGUCCAUGUGGACCUUGUUGGUCUUCUUCCUACUUCUCGAGAAGUUUCACGCACCUUCUUACUACGGAGGAGCACACCGCCAGGUCGUCCCUCGAGCAUCGACGACGGCCGCAGACGUGGCUCGGACGUACAUCAGCACCUGGAUUGCUCUGUUUGGCACCCCGUCUGAUAGGUCCUCCGACCGCCGUUCCCAAUUCAUAUCAAACCUCUGGGCUGCAAUGGCCCGGAAACACGACGUUUGGCUGCAUCACACCACGGCAUAUCACCCGCAGUCCAAUGGCCUAAGGGAACAGUUACACCGCUCCUCAAAGACUACUCUGAGGGCUUCCCUGACGGAUUGGUCAUCACCGUUUGCCGUGGGUCCUGCUGGAGCUAACAGCUCUAAAAGAGGACCUACAGUCGCCCGCCGCUGAGUUGGUUACAUGGACAGCCGUUACGAGAACCUGGUGAAUUUAUUCCCGACGCCACGACCACAUGGUCGGCCGCCCAGCAGCGUCCCACCCUCCUCAGUAAAUUAAAUCCCUUCUCACCUAGUCCUACCUCCCAUCAUGGUAUGCUGCACCCCAGGGCUCCUGCUGAUCUACAUUCCGCCUCGUUUGUUUUCGUCCGCCAUGAUGCACACCAACGCCCUCUUACCCCCUGCUCCCUCUCCUCCAACCCCAUAUUGUGGCCCGUUCCGCGUUUUGGAGCGAGGAGAAAAAACUUUGAUCAGAGAUUAAAAGGGGCAAACCUGAACGUAUUUCGGUAGAUGGUCCUAAAGUGGCUGCCAUGCCCCUGGCGUCACAACGUGACCGCGACCGUGUCAACGCACCUCUGGAUGAGCCAGACGCAGCUCCAUCCACGGAAUACUGGACCCGAGCCGGGCGGUUCGACCGAGAUCCGGACAGGAUUACCAGGCCGGUUUUAGUGAAUGCUGGUGGGGGGAGGGGUGUAGGGUAACGUCAUCGGGUGAAAAGCACCGACGUUGAGUUCGGGUUUCAUUUGAAGAGGCUGGUCUGAUGCGAUGGCAUUCUUUUACGUAAAAGUUUUCAGCUUUUUUGUGUGUGUGUGUGUGUGUGUGUGUUUAGGUCUUGGAGUUCAAUAAAACGCUUCGCGGGUUUCACUUAAGAUAAAAACGCCUCACUCUGUUUUAUUUGCGAAAAACUGCACAACCAGUCAGAAUGCUCUCCGAUGUCUAUCUGUUAAAGUUUGACGAAGUUUUAUGUGAAACAACGAAUGCACGAAAAAUUCAGUGGAAGCAGAUGCUCUGUCCGUCCUUUUUUUAAAUGGUACUUGUCUGCUGGUCCUAGGACAAAGCCUCUGAUAUAUUGACACCAAUGUAUUUAAAGUUCAUUACUACUAAAGUUCAUUACCUACUCUGGAAUAAAUCCAAUUCUUUCCUACUGCAUAGCCCUCAUUUUUUCUAUAAGCAUGUACUUAUUCAAGAGUUUCGUAAAAUAUCCCUCACGUAUCCGCCUCCACACAAACCCUGGCAUGGUGUUUGCCACGCAUUCAACAAUUUUUAUGUUAAAAAAAACUUACCUCUGUCUUUCACCCUGUACUUUUCCUAUAACAGCGUAAAAAUUAUUGGUUAUUCCUGCCACGCGAAAAUGUCCCUGGCUGUCAAUUAUCCUAAUCUAUCAUCAAAUCCGACUGACAGAGCAAAUCGUUUGGCACUUUUCCGGACUGACCUCCACCUGCCUCAUCUCAGCCGCGCUCUGCGUCCUGUUAACGUCCCGUUGUAAUCCUCGACAGUAUCGACAACACCAACAAGCUUCGUAUCAUAUGCAAACUUACUGACACCCUUCCAGUUCCUCAGGCGAGUCAGAGAUAACUUAUCUACAUGGGUCACCGGGCAUACAGUCUGAAUAGGCGCCAUCUAUAAUUAUCCCCUGCCAUCUAUGGGUAACAUGUCUGUAUACAUACAGCUAGUUUUCCCAGUAUCCCAUGCCUAUUGACUUUCGUAAUGAGUCAACGAUGGGGAACCUUAUCCAAGUCCUGACUAAAAUCACUAUAUACCAUAUCCACUGAUGUACCUUUAUGAUUUAAUU
Mobula hypostoma (lesser devil ray) is the source of this 7802-nucleotide messenger RNA. Its product is annotated as equilibrative nucleobase transporter 1-like. Lineage: Eukaryota; Metazoa; Chordata; Chondrichthyes; Myliobatiformes; Myliobatidae. The transcript has 12 exons. The record is from RefSeq and is a predicted model, not a curated record. Bases 929 to 2668 code for a protein of 579 amino acids.